UCGCGCGGAGUGCACAGAAGCCGCACACACAGUCGGGGGAAAAUCGAUAGGAAAGUCUUGGGAAAUUGCUGCCAAAUGGCUUAAGUCAUCGCGAGAUAAAUAGCACGGAGAGGAAGUUGUGUGUGGGUUUAUUUCGGGGGAUUUGCUGCUUAAGAAGCAGAGAGGAGAGAGAGAAAGAGUGUUUCAUCAGCGCGAAGACGCGACUCUCGCGACGGAAGCGGCCGAUUUUCGCUCGCAAUUGAACCAGUAAAAUCAUUCACUGCUCCAGAUCGCGACCAUAAAAGACUAAACCACUCGAUCUCUGCCUUUGGAAGUGACUUUGGGGCUUCGCCAAUCACACAAAGUGCGGCGCAGGAGCUGAGAUGGAGUCUAAGGAAUCUCUGAGGGCGCGGCUGACGCCGAUGCAGUACCAAGUGACACAGGAAGCGGGCACGGAGCGCCCCUUCACAGGAUGCUACGACAAGCACUACGAGAAGGGCAUGUACGUGUGCAUCGUAUGCAGGCAGGAGCUGUUCAGCUCCAACACCAAGUACGAUUCGGGAUGCGGCUGGCCGGCGUUCAAUGAUGUCCUCGACCAGGGCAAAAUCACGCUGCACAAAGACACGAGCAUAGCAGGCAGCAAUCUAUUAAUCUUAAUUGCACAUCCAGAGAGGAUUAGGACGGAGGUUCGUUGUGCCAAAUGCGCCGCCCACAUGGGACACGUGUUCGAGGAUGGGCCGCCGCCGACCAGGAAGCGCUACUGCAUCAAUUCGGCGUCCAUCGACUUCAUUGCGGCGCCGGACAAGAGUUAGUUCUUCCUCUCCUUUUCCUUCCCCUUUUCCACACAGUUCCUCCUCAGGCUGGAGCUCCUCGGCUUCAGCUGCUGAACCCCCAAGAAUUUGUAUGAGAAAUACGCGAACAGAUUGUACAAAAUACCGAGAAAGAGAGAGAGUCAAAUAAAAGCAGAAAAUGGUAAA
Molecule: messenger RNA, 956 nt
Organism: Phlebotomus argentipes
Lineage: Eukaryota; Metazoa; Arthropoda; Insecta; Diptera; Psychodidae
Gene: SelR
Product: methionine-R-sulfoxide reductase B1
Exons: 4
Coding region: 363-791 (142 amino acids)
Biological process (GO): protein repair; response to oxidative stress
Cellular component (GO): cytoplasm
Molecular function (GO): peptide-methionine (R)-S-oxide reductase activity
Source: RefSeq, a predicted model, not a curated record